CAGGACUUGAGGGAUUUUUUUUUCCCCCUGGGAGAUGGAGUUAGGAAAACAUGAAAGAAAAGUCUCAGGAAGAGAAGGCUUAAAAGAAAAGCAAACGGUCUCUUCCCAUGAAUCUGGAACCAAGCCAUUGACCUUCACAUUUGUUCCAUCUAUUGGACAACUUCCAACUCAUUUUGAGGUUGUAGAUGUCUCUAAGUUCCUUGUGAGAAUCCCAGAGGAGCCAAAGGGUCUGAGCCAUCAAGAAGUUACAUAUAAGGCAAACACAGCCUCUGAUGAGCUGUCCUUGAAGAGCGGAGCCACUGUUCACACAGACAGCGCCCAAAAGAUUUUCCAGCCCCCAAGCUGUAAUUCAAAUAGAGGAGAAAUGCAGGAGAAUGACCUUUUUAAGGCUGAGUUUAUCCUGAUUACAGACUCCGGUGAAGAAGAUGAAGUGGCCAUUGCCUCGAACAGUGCUCAGCAGGCUCCCAAUGGCUACGGGCCCAUCAGUGCCCGGCUGCUGGCUGCAUCCCAUGUGUCUGCUGGCGGCGAGGCAAGAAAACCUCCCGGUGAUUUGCAUGGUUCAAGUGCUACGCCUUUCCACAGCACUACUGAUCAGCAAAAACAGCAGUUAAUUUCUACUCUUUCCACCUCUGAUCAUCUUUCCUCUAAAACACCUGCUGUCCACUUAAUUUCUCCAACUAAUCCGAAAGUAGAGUGUGGUGACAUGGUUAACCUGAAUCAAGCCUCUUCACUGGAAGACUCCCAUAACAACUGGCAGUCACCAGCUGGGUCUUCUAAACAAGAUUCAUCUCUCUGCUUUCAGUCUACUUUUCAUAGUCCACCUCCUUCCAUGUCUAAUAUAUCUUCCUCUGCAUCAAGCAGUUGUUACUCCAGGCCUCAGUUAUAUAAUAACCUACAAACACCAAGUCUCCAUACCCCUGGCUGUGUUUACAAAACAGCAGAAUUCACCACAUCCUCUGUUCCAGCAAAAAGUCCAAAUCCCUCCUCAGGUCUUCCACAUUCAGCUGAAAUUCAAGCAUCACCUGCUCAGCCUUUAUCCCCCAGUUCUUCCAAAAGAUUGAAUGCUUUAUGUCCCAUCCCUGUACAUAUAGUAACACAUUCAUUAUCUCCUAGCCCUAAACCUUUGUCCCCACCCUCUCUUUAUGGUUCCUCUUCAACCAUAGGUAGUUUAAGUGAGUCCUACACACAAAUGUCAUCUAGAGGAAAUCCAGCAAAGUCAGGAAUUAAAACCCCUCUGCUAACCAGACUCACUCUCUUAACUGCUGUUUUGAGGUCAGGCUCUUCUCAGCAGACACCGCUCUCCCCCGCUCCUUGUCCCACAUUGUCUCCCAGCUCCCUUGGUUCCUCAACAUUCGCAAUAGAUCAGAAAUUCAAAACAACUCCUCCAACCCCAAAGAAACAUUUCUCAAGUCCUUCUAUUGGGCCUGACUCUCUAAGCAGAAAGCAGUGCUGGCUUUCAGGAUUUGCUCACCACAUGCCUUUAUCCUCACAGCCUCACUCCACCUCUCGGGCUAGGUCACUUUCUCCUAAGAAGCACCUUUCCCUCAGAACACUUUCUCCAGAUUCAUUAAGUCCUCUGUCAUCCCCUGUCGCUUCCCACAGAAAAUUAGUUGCAUCUCCACAUUUACAGCCUAUGCUACCUACUUCUGCCAUGAGUCCCUGCACCUUGAUACACUCUUCUCUUUCACACCCUCCCUCUCCUCCAGAAGGGAUGCAUUAUCCCCUCUCCAGAUCCCGAGGACCUCAGAUGUCGCGGAGGGUGCACACUUACUCACCCAUCUUUACCUGUCAGUCAUAUCCUUUGCUUUCUUGUCCUAGUCAGAGUGGCAUGGUCUCUCCCACCCUAGAAAAGCACUUGUCUCCCUCCCCAAGUCUUUCACAUUCGACUUCUAGAUCUAAAACAGAUUCAUCCCACAAGUCUAAUCAGGAGCGGAGUGCCUCCUCUCCUACCCCUUCAAAUGUCUCAAACCAGUUGUCUCCCUCACGGCCUGAUAUUACUUCACCUAUUCCCCAGACUUAUAAUAUUAAUUACCAGCCGCUGCAGCUUAAUUCCUCAUCAAUGCACACAAAUUAUAGGUCUAAUUCCUACUCUCCAAGACCUGAGCAAUCUGCCACCUCACCAGUAUUAAAGUGCAGAUCUCCUGUCUCAGACAAGUCACCAUGCACACUGCUAUCAAGACCCAGAGAGCUGACUUCACCACAAUCUUUCUCCCUGCCUCCUGAACAUGAAAACAUCAAACCCAAGCAGUACAAGAUCAAGACAAGCUACAAGGCAUUUGCAGCAAUCCCUACAAACACAUUACUAAUGGAACAGAAGGCAUUAGAAGAGCCACCCACUGUGACUGAAGGCACCACUUUGGACACUCAUUCAGAGAUGUGCUCCCCUGCCCAACUCAGACAACAAACAGAAGAGUUGUGUGCUGUCAUUGAUCAGGUCCUACAGGAUCCAUUGCCUAUGCGCCGAUGUGAGUCUUCUCCAAGUUUCUUGCAGAUGACCACAGAAUCAGAUGUUGGCAAGGUGUCAACAACACUGCAGAGAGCAGCUGGACGUGAAACCAAAUAUGCCAGUCUUUACAAAUCAGCACCUAUGGUGACAGAGAGUCAGCAGACGAAACCUGGUGUCAUUCGCCCAGUGCUGGUGAAAGGAAAGAGUGCACUGAAAAAGGAGGAGCCCUAUCAACCAAACCCUUUUAAAAAGUACCUUGAAGAAAUCAGUGAUCAAGAUACUGCGCAGCCCAGUCAUCCCAUAGUGCCUAUUCCAGAAAAUGAAACACUCAGCUCUGAGGAGGCUGCCAAUGAAAGAGGUUCUGUUUAGCCAUAAUGCCUUGAAUUAGGAUCCAGAGCUAAACCUGUAAAGGAUUUUGAGGCCUCUUCCUAUACUGAGAUGGAAUCCACACCACAAAUGUUAUUUAACACACCACUUCAAAAAAAAUUGCUUCCAGUAUACUAGUUGCAAAGCAGUCAUAACUGUCAAAUAUUCUUUCCAGAGAUAACCAUACGUACUAGAGUAAUUAACCCCAGAGAUACACACACGAAUGUGGCAUAUUUAUAUAUCGUUUCUUGAAGUGCUUACUGGUUUAAGAGGUGCCAAGAAUAACACAGCAUAUUUUCUUUAGAAAUAAUAUAAAUGUUGACAUUAAAUAAAGUGUAUUUUUGUUGCAAA
Molecule: messenger RNA, 3163 nt
Organism: Dromaius novaehollandiae (emu)
Lineage: Eukaryota; Metazoa; Chordata; Aves; Casuariiformes; Dromaiidae
Gene: MLIP
Product: muscular LMNA interacting protein
Exons: 14
Coding region: 35-2815 (926 amino acids)
Source: RefSeq, a predicted model, not a curated record